GGAUUUCUUCGUUUUAAGACAUAUGUUUCCAUUUUCUAUUUUAAAAUUAUUCACAUCUAUAAUUGGUCGAUAAAUACAUGUCCGAGAAAACAAGUUAAAACACUCGAGGGUUUCCCUUAUUACAAUUGACAUUAUAAGUAGACACUUAAUAUAUUCUUAAAAUAACAAAAUAAAAAAAGAAAAAAAAAUAGCUUAUGCAUAUACCUUGUCAUGCUAGGCCUAAUUCUAUAUAUACACACAUAGCCCCAUCUGACACCUUAAUUUUCUCGACAUCAUCAACCAGGCAGCAUUUUGCUGGGCUCGGUAUAAUUAAGUUGUUUUCGGUUGUCAGUUAUUACACAUCUAUGUACAAUUCUGGCAAAAUAUUUUAGAAAUCGAAGUUAGAUUUUUGAUCAGUUAUCAGUUGAAGUGCAUGGAGCAAUUGCCCCCCAAGGCCCCCAUCAGCAUGGCGGCGCACAACUGGCCGUCGUUCCCACUGCAGAUGAUGCCGGCGGGCAACUCGUGGAUGGACGAGUUCCUCGACUUCUCGGCGACGCGGCGCGGCGCCCACCGCCGCACCGUGAGCGACCCGAUCGCCUUCGUGGAGGACGCGCACAACCACGGGUUCGAUCGGCUCGACGACGAGCAGCUGCGCAGCAUGUUCUCCGACGACCUCAUCGCCCUCGGAUCGUCGUCCAAUCCCUCCUCCACGCCCUCCGAUCAGAACAGCGACGACGAUGACAAGAGGACCGCCGCCGAGCUCCACCGCCUCCACCCCAAGCCUGAACCGGGAGAGGUCGACAGCUCCGGUCAACCGCCCCCGCCUCAGACGAAAUCUUCCGACAACGCUCCCGGAGAUCCCAAGCGGAUCAAGAGAAUCUUGGCAAAUAGGCAGUCCGCUCAGAGGUCAAGAGUGAGAAAGUUACAGUACAUUUCUGAGCUUGAAAGGAGUGUUACAACAUUGCAGACGGAGGUAUCGGCAUUGUCGCCCAGAGUAGCAUUUUUGGACCAUCAAAGGCUUCUAUUGAAUGUGGAUAACAGUGCUAUUAAGCAGCGGAUAGCGGCGUUGGCUCAAGACAAAAUAUUCAAAGAUGCCCACCAAGAAGCACUGAAGAAGGAGAUAGAGCGGCUGAGAAAAGUCUUCCACGAGCAAAACAUGAAGAAGAAUAUGGAGAGCAACGACGCGCCACCGCCGGCGGCGGCCUCUCCGCCGUUCAGCAAGCGGGGUCGGGCGGAGGAGGAAUAAUGCUAUUAAUUGAUGGAGCAUUACAUUCUAGAGAUUAAUUUUGGGAGUGAGAAGCAUGCGAAUGCCAUCACAUGGUGUGUCUCUAUCUUUCUAAUCUAAUAGUGGGGCCCCUCGCUUCUUCUUUUAUUUUUUUUUAAUUUCUAUUUUUUAAUUUGGGUGGUGAUUAAUUGGAGCCAUUGUCAGAAAGAAACGUGGACAGUUGCAUAUGAUCUUGGAUUUGGGUAGGGUUUUAUUUGUCCAAACAAAUGACAAAUGGAACAAUAUGAGGGGGAUUAAAGAGAGAAAAAAGAAAAAGAAAAAUAUAUGGGAAUUGCUAGGAACAAAUUCUUGUGACAUCCUAAUUUGUUAAGGUCUUUUUCUUGGCUUCUUCUUGGAAAAAUUCAUUAUUAUUUGUGUUUUUUCUUUAAUUCUUGAUUCGCAAGUAGAUCGGAGUCAAUUUCUUUGGAAAGUUAGCAUAAGAUCGGUUUGUGGGUCGUGAGAUCGUUUGUGUGAGGAUAGAUUGAUUAAUUAGACUUUUGUAAUAUAACAUUUUGAACAUUAUUUAGACAUUAUUUUUCAA
Messenger RNA from Salvia miltiorrhiza (redroot sage), 1784 nucleotides. RefSeq names its product basic leucine zipper 61-like. NCBI's taxonomy places the organism in Eukaryota, Viridiplantae, Streptophyta, Magnoliopsida, Lamiales, Lamiaceae. Gene Ontology annotation, biological process: positive regulation of DNA-templated transcription. The transcript has 4 exons. Gene Ontology annotation, molecular function: DNA-binding transcription factor activity; DNA binding. The record is from RefSeq and is a predicted model, not a curated record. Bases 413 to 1225 code for a protein of 270 amino acids. Gene Ontology annotation, cellular component: nucleus.